AUGUCAAACCUGCUCCUGAGGUGGAAAUUGCCUUCAGCUGUGGAGAUAAAGUGGCUAGCAAGACGGUCCCACUGCAAGUUGAACAAUCUGGCAACCUCGCACGCUAGGAAAUGGCAUCAUUUCCCGACACCUCACCCGAGAUACCACCCGGGGCUCAUAGAGAUUCUGCGCCUCUCUCUAGAGCUGCUCCACCUGGUGGAGCGCUAUUGCCCACCUAGACCCCACCUGGUGGAGCGCUAUUGCCCACCUAGACCCCACCUUGUGGAGCGCUAUUGCCCACCUAGACCCCACCUGGUGGAGCGCUAUUGCCCACCUAGACCACACCUGGUGGAGCGCUAUUGCCCACCUAGACCCCACCUGGUGGAGCGCUAUUGCCCACCUAGACCCCACCUGGUGGAGCGCUAUUGCCCACCUAGACCCCACCUUGUGGAGCGCUAUUGCCCACCUAGACCCCACCUGGUGGAGCGCCAUUGCCCACCUAGACCCCACCUUGUGGAGCGCUAUUGCCCACCUAGACCCCACCUGGUGGAGCGCUAUUGCCCACCUAGACCACACCUGGUGGAGCGAUAUUUUCCACCUAGACCCCACCUGGUGGAGCGCUAUUGCCCACCUAGACCACACCUGGUGGAGCGCUAUUGCCCACCUAGACCCCACCUGGUGGAGCGCUAUUGCCCACCUAGACCCCACCUUGUGGAGCGCUAUUGCCCACCUAGACCCCACCUUGUGGAGCGCUAUUGCCCACCUAGACCCCACCUGGUGGAGCGCUAUUGCCCACCUAGACCACACCUGGUGGAGCGCUAUUGCCCACCUAGACCCCACCUGGUGGAGCGCUAUUGCCCACCUAGACCCCACCUUUUGGAGCCCUAUUGCCCACCUAGACCACACCUGGUGGAGCGCUAUUGCCCACCUAGACCCCACCUGGUGGAGCGCUAUUGCCCACCUAGACCCCACCUUGUGGAGCGCUAUUGCCCACCUAGACCCCACCUGGUGGAGCGCUAUUGCCCACCUAGACCCCACCUGGUGGAGCGCUAUUGCCCACCUAGACCCCACCUUGUGGAGCGCUAUUGCCCACCUAGACCCCACCUGGUGGAGCGCUAUUGCCCACCUAGACCACACCUGGUGAAGCGCUAUUGCCCACCUAGACCCCACCUGGUGGAGCGCUAUUGCCCACCUAGACCCCACCUUGUGGAGCGCUAUUGCCCACCUAGACCACACCUGGUGGAGCGCUAUUGCCCACCUAGACCCCACCUUGUGGAGCGCUAUUGCCCACCUAGACCCCACCUGGUGGAGCGCUAUUGCCCACCUAGACCACACCUGGUGGAGCGCUAUUGCCCACCUAGACCCCACCUUGUGGAGCCCUAUUGCCCACCUAGACCACAUCUGGUGGAGCUCUAUUGCCCACCUAGACCACACCUGGUGGAGCGCUAUUGCCCACCUAGACCCCACCUGGUGGAGCGCUAUUGCCCACCUAGACCCCACCUUGUGGAGCGCUAUUGCCCACCUAGACCCCACCUGGUGGAGCGCUAUUGCCCACCUAGACCACACCUGGUGGAGCGCUAUUGCCCACCUAGACCCCACCUGGUGGAGCGCUAUUGCCCACCUAGACCCCACCUGGUGGAGCGCUAUUGCCCUCCAAGACCCCACCUGGUGGAGUGCUAUUGCCCACCUAGACCCCACCUUGUGGAGCGCUAUUGCCCACCUAGACCACACCUGGUGGAGCGCUAUUGUCCACCUAGACUCCACCUUGUGGAGCGCUAUUUCCCUACCUAG
This is a messenger RNA of Bacillus rossius redtenbacheri, 1770 nucleotides long. RefSeq lists its product as uncharacterized. NCBI's taxonomy places the organism in Eukaryota, Metazoa, Arthropoda, Insecta, Phasmatodea, Bacillidae. Bases 1 to 1770 code for a protein of 589 amino acids. The record is from RefSeq and is a predicted model, not a curated record. The transcript has a single exon.